Chiroxiphia lanceolata (lance-tailed manakin) is the source of this 4182-nucleotide messenger RNA. RefSeq names its product pyruvate dehyrogenase phosphatase catalytic subunit 1 (gene PDP1). Gene Ontology annotation, molecular function: cation binding; protein serine/threonine phosphatase activity. Bases 161 to 1873 code for a protein of 570 amino acids. Lineage: Eukaryota; Metazoa; Chordata; Aves; Passeriformes; Pipridae. The record is from RefSeq and is a predicted model, not a curated record. Gene Ontology annotation, biological process: protein dephosphorylation. The transcript is spliced from 2 exons.
GUCCCAUCGCCGAGCGGGCGGCGGCGCCGGGCGCCCGCAGAAGGGCUGUGUGCGUGUCUCCUCCUGUCUGCCGUCCUGCCUCCGUGCCGGAGCUCUCCACCUUCUCUAACAAACUCUCUGCCUUGCUUCUCCCCCCGCCCCCCGGGCUUCUGCUUUGUGGAUGUUGGCGGCUUCAUGUUGUGACAGGAGAAUGUGUGUGUGUCCUGGGCCCAGGCGGAUCGCAAUUCCAGUCCGAAGCUCCAGGCUGCCAUUGUUGUCUGAUGCCAUGCCAGCACCAGCUCAUCUGUUCCCAUUGAUUCGUAACUGUGAGAUUAGCAGAAUAGGCAGCACUGCGUGUUACUGCCACCAUAGACAUCUGUGUUGUUUGUCAUCUCAUUUUGCUCACAGUCACUUCAGAUAUGCACCGCAGAAGAAAUUUGCAGCACUUUAUAGGCCAAAGGAGAACUUUAAUCACUUCAUUCACACAAGGGAUCAUGCUUCUGCGUCACAGAGGUUUUACCUCACUCCUCCACAGGUCAACAGCAUCCUGAAGGCAAAUGAGUACAGUUUCAAAGUCCCAGAAUUUGAUGGUAAAAAUGUAAGUUCUGUUCUUGGAUUUGAUAGCAACCAAUUGCCUGCUAAUGCUCCGAUAGAGGACCGGAGGAGUGCUGCCACAUGUUUACAGACAAGAGGGAUGCUUCUGGGUGUGUUUGAUGGCCAUGCAGGCUGUGCUUGUGCUCAAGCUGUAAGUGAAAGACUGUUUUACUACAUUGCUGUCUCUUUGUUACCUCAUGAGACUUUACUUGAAAUAGAAAAUGCUGUGGAAAGUGGCAGAGCUCUGUUGCCCAUUUUACAGUGGCACAAGCAUCCCAAUGAUUAUUUUAGCAAAGAAGCUUCCAAGCUUUAUUUCAACAGUCUAAGAACUUACUGGCAGGAGCUGAUUGAUCUCAACAGUGGAGAGACUACUGAUGUGAGAGAAGCUUUAAUUAAUGCUUUUAAGAGGCUUGAUAAUGAUAUUUCUUUGGAAGCUCAAGUAGGAGAUCCAAAUUCUUUUCUCAACUAUCUAGUACUGCGAGUGGCAUUUUCUGGUGCAACUGCCUGUGUAGCUCACGUAGAUGGUGUUGACUUGCACAUUGCAAACACAGGUGACAGUAGAGCAAUGCUUGGGGUUCAGGAAGAAGAUGGAUCUUGGUCUGCAGUUAAUUUGUCCUAUGACCACAAUGCACAAAAUGAACAUGAAGUAGAACGUGUGAAAAUGGAGCAUCCAAAAUCUGAAGAGAAAACUCUUGUGAAACAAGAUCGUCUCUUGGGUCUCCUGAUGCCUUUCAGAGCUUUUGGUGAUGUGAAGUUUAAAUGGAGUAUCGAACUGCAGAAGAGAGUAAUAGAAUCAGGCCCAGAUCAGCUGAAUGACAAUGAAUAUACAAAGUUCAUUCCUCCAAACUAUCACACUCCCCCAUACCUCACAGCUGAACCAGAAGUCAUAUAUCACAAAUUACGGCCACAGGAUAAGUUCCUGGUUUUGGCUACAGAUGGACUGUGGGAGACGAUGCACAGGCAAGAUGUGGCUAGAAUUGUAGGGGAGUACCUCACUGGUGUUCACCACCAACAGCCAAUAGCUGUCGGUGGGUAUAAGGUGACUUUGGGACAGAUGCAUGGUCUCUUAACAGAAAGGAGAGCAAGAAUCUCUUCAGUAUUUGAAGAUCAGAAUGCAGCGACUCACCUGAUCCGACAUGCAGUGGGUAACAAUGAGUUUGGAACCGUGGAUCAUGAGCGACUGUCCAAGAUGCUUAGUCUUCCAGAAGAGCUGGCUCGAAUGUAUAGGGAUGACAUUACAAUUAUUGUGGUGCAGUUCAAUUCACAUGUUAUAGGUGCAUGUCAAAACGAGGAACUGUGAAUUUAAUGUAAUGAACUAAUUACGAAAGUUGUAACAAUGGCCAGUAUGAGCAGCAAAUUAAAAACAUCCACCCAACAAUAAAACCCAAAAAAAGCCUUUGGCAAACAAAUUGUUUGUUUGCUAGAUUCAGCAUAUCCAUUGUUCCUGCCUUUCCCCAGAGCCCUAAAUACAUGGGAAGUGCUAUUGACCUAAUAAAAAACUUGAAGAGGAUGUCACAGUUUGGGAAAAGAGGCUUUUAUAACAGCUUUGCACUGUUGAUUUCAUGAAUGCUGCUAGAACAAUGUCUUGAAUUUGGCAGAUUUGGGUGAGGGAGGGAAGUAAGAUGAAGAAUUAACUAUCAAAGAUCUGACUAGAAACAAAGCCUGUUUAUAAAAUAUCUGCAAAUAUCUAUAAGAAGAGAUGAGUAAAAAUGUUGCUGAAUUUUUUUACGGGGCUAAUUCUUGCUAUGGUUAUGUGUGAAUGUAUUGUCUAUUGUUUCUUCAAAGACCACUUUAACCAAGUAAGUCUUCAGUGUAACAAAGUUGUCUCACUUUCAUAUGGACAAUGUCAUUCACAUAAGGAUGUUUGUCUAAGUGUUAACUUUCAGUGCAGGUCUAAGCCAUAAUCAGUACCUGAGAUUGUUACAUCUUAAUCAUAAUCUUAUGCACGGUAACUUCUAAAUUUCUUGUGCAUUAAUACUUGGCUGUGGGUUUUUGAUCAACCUGUAAGGCAAUAAUAUGUUACAACAUGCAGCAAGAUACCAGAUAACUUUGUGGAGGACUUCAAUUUGCACUCUUUCAGACUUUUCAGAAAGUCAGUGUUGUUUAAGGCUAUGUUUGCUUUCCUAGAGGUUAUGUCCUUCAUGGACUCCACCACUGUCUGGUGUUGCUUGUCUAGUAAAUAAGUUUUUACCUGAAAAGAUCAGGAAAUCAUUGCUAACCUCUUUGUGGCUUUGUAAUUUGCACUCAUUUUCAUUUUGGCUAUUUCAAAUGGUCACAUAUCGAAAGUCCCUCACUUGAACUCGUAUUUGUGCUUUGGGUUAAAAACUACAAAUUACAAAAAAUUGAACUACGGCUUGUAAAUAGCAUUUUAAUUGGGAAACUAACUGGCAUGCAUGUGUAUGUUCAGUGGCUAUUUCUAGCAACUUCUUUUAGUUGUGUUUCUGGACAACUGCUUUAUGCAUGUUCUCACAGUCCAGAAUGCUAUCACACAGCAAUCUCUGAAAUGGGUCUCUGUCUUGUAAUGGUUUAAUUUGAACUUAAAAAGAUUGGCUAUACUUGUAUGCUGAAGUUGUUGGGCUUGUAAUUAUAGAAAGUAGGGACUGACAGCUAAUUGUAUCUAAUUUAGGCAUGUUGCAUUGUAUGCAGAUUUAUUUUAACCUGGCGUUAGGUUAAAAACUCAAAUGCUGACUGAAAUACUUGAUGACUGGGAGAACACAUGCAAUUUGAUUCCUGUGUUGCAGAGAACAAUGAUAGGUCAGCUUAUUUCACUUUACCAAGGUGUUUCAGUUAAAAUACCUCCCUAGCCUUCAUCAUAGCUAGUUAAAUCAACACUUUUCUCAAUUAACCAAAAUAUGCUAGGUUUCUAAAGUGGCAUUUUCACUACAUAUAAAUCUUACCAAUUAAUGCUGCUGUUCCAUAGGAUACACUUGUUUUGAACAACGAACUUGUCCUAUAGUGAGCAUUGGCUCCUCAAACUCACAAAUGCUAUGUGUACUCAGUGGCCUGCAGCUUUAGUAUGGCUGUUUCUUUACCUGACCUUAAAUAUCAACAUCAGUAUUGCUGUAAGGUUAACGAUAUCUAAGUUCACAUUCAAGAUAUGCACAACCCUUCUUUAUUUGAAGGGAAAAGGGGAACUCUAAAAUGCUUAGACAAUUACUGGCUGUUGACAUUGCUUCUGUAUCUUGUGUUUUGGUGACUGUGUCAUUAACUAGGUCAAUAGAUUUUGUUCUAGCAUUCAAAUGCAGUAUGUAAUCUCAGCUGUUGCAGUAUUUAACUUUCUUACUUUUUUUACUGUUAAAGCUCUAUUACAUGUAUUGAUGUACUUACCCUAUGAUUGUUAGUAUGGGUUUGGUACAAGUCAUAGCUGAAACAAAUGCACAUUGGUCCCAUGGAUACAACUUUUAUUGAAGAAAUGCUGCUUUUUGUAGUAAAGAUGCAUAUAUAUAUAUAUAUAUAUAUAGGGUCAGACGAAAGAAUAUUUAUGUAUUGCUUGGAGACUUGCUCAGUAUGUAUGCAGUGAACAGAAGCAGCAUAACUGCCUGCUGAACAGGUGGUCUGAACAAACAUCUUUUAACAGAUUCCAAUAAAAUGAUCAAUUAUGCAAAAAUC